Moesziomyces antarcticus is the source of this 1131-nucleotide messenger RNA. Its product is annotated as alpha/beta-hydrolase. The transcript has a single exon. Lineage: Eukaryota; Fungi; Basidiomycota; Ustilaginomycetes; Ustilaginales; Ustilaginaceae. Bases 1 to 1131 code for a protein of 376 amino acids. The record is from RefSeq and is a predicted model, not a curated record.
AUGGUGCUCGGUCUCGGAAAAUCUAGCAAGAAGAAGCAGGCCAAGGAGCAGCAGUCGCUGGCGGCUGCUGCUGGGCCCUCGACCCCUUCGUUCCCACAAGUGGGCGACCGCAAUUCCUCCCGCCCAGCUGUCGGCGAUGGCUCCAACGGCGUACCAUCAGCACCCGUCUCGUACAAGUAUGGCAACAGCAUCUCCAAGUCUGUCGUUGACCUGGCAGGGCUGCCCAUCAACGUCUUCGGUCUAUCGCAGCUCACACCCGCACCUUCUCGCGCAAGCGCGCCUCCUCCGCCGCCCGUCUGCGUUGUCAUCCACUUACACGGCCGAGGUGGCACGGCAGACAAGGAGGAAAAGAUCGCGCGCCAGCUGUAUGACCGCAUCGCGCGAGACAAGGACAGAUACCGCGCUCAACAAGAGGAGGGCAUGGUCGCCACCUCGUCUAUACAGCGCGACCACAUUGUGGUCACUUUUGACGCGCGCAACCACGGUCACCGCACUACCAAUCUCGAGGGCCAAAAGGCAUGGAAGCAGGGCAAUACGCAACAUGCUAUGGACUUGUAUGGAAUGAUCGUCGGCGGCGCACGCGAUGCCUCCUUCGUGGUCGACUUUCUCUCUUCUUACCUCUUCCCGCACGACGAACGCACGGUGGCCGAAUGGGUCGUCACAGGCAAGUCGCUUGGAGGUCACUCGGCCUGGCAUGUGCUUGCAAACGAGCCCCGCAUCAGCAUCGGCGUCCCAUUCAUCGGCAUGCCCGACUACUCGCGUCUGCUCGCUUCACGCACACGCACCUCGUUUGUUGCCAACGCGCCUCCCUACGUGCCAGCCAGCCUCAAGACUCUGGUUGACAAGAUCGAUCCAGCCCAGACACCGUACGACAGUUUCGACGCGCGUCGCAAUCCCUUUUGGGGAAAGAAGAUCUGCGUGCUCAGUGGCGCCAACGAUAAGCUGGUGCUGUGGGACUGGAACGAGGACUUCCUCAAGGCACUCGUUGUCGGCGAACCGUCAGGCCCCAAGGGCGAGAUGCCGGGGCUCAAGAUCCAUCGUCGACCCGGCGUUGGCCAUGAAGUGACCGAAGAGAUGGUGGAAGAGGCAGGCGAAUGGAUCUGGCGGUGGGGCAUCGUGGCGCCCGCAUGA